AUUUGUUUCCAGAGCCGAAACAAGUAAAUUAAAAAAAAUAUGUCAGUUUUCACUGUUGUUUAAUGUGGUUGUUUAUGCCUGGUUUAUGCAUUCUGAGGUUAAAAUAAUAUAUUGUUAAUUUCUUGUGAAACAGUACAAUAAUAUUCAUCAAAAAUGGAUAAAAGCAAAGAAAAAGAAGAGCAGAGUAUCAUGGAUAAAUCCAUGAGAUCUGUUUUUGUCGGUAACAUACCUUAUGAAGCCACAGAGGAGAAGUUAAAAGAUAUUUUCAGUGAAGUGGGUCCAGUAUUAUCGUUCAAGCUUGUAUUUGACCGUGAGACUGGUAAGCCGAAGGGGUAUGGGUUCUGCGAAUACAAAGACCAGGAGACAGCGCUAAGUGCUAUGAGAAAUCUCAAUGGCUACGAAAGAGGACGCUCACUCCGUGUGGACAACGCUUGUACUGAAAAAUCUAGAAUGGAGAUGCAAGCCUUGAUGCAGGGACCUCAGGUGGAGAAUCCAUAUGGUGAAGCGGUGGAGCCUGAGAAGGCUCCAGAAGCUAUUAGCAAGGCUGUUGCUACUCUUCCGCCAGAGCAAAUGUUCGAGCUGAUGAAACAGAUGAAACUUUGCAUACAGAAUAAUCCUACCGAAGCAAGGAACAUGUUGCUUCAGAACCCACAACUGGCUUAUGCAUUACUCCAAGCCCAAGUGAUCAUGAGGAUUGUGGACCCAGCUACAGCUGUUAGUAUGCUGCAUCCAAGCAAUCCGGUUCCACCAGUGUUGCAGUCUGGAGACAAGCCACAACCCAAUACUUAUGUUCCGAAUAAUCCUCCACCAUGUAAGUUUAACCACAACCCCCCUCCAUUGCUUGUUAAUCCUGUACCACCGCCCAGCCAGUAUCCACCAACUCGUCCGUCGAUGGACGUUGACUUGCGAGGAUCACGCGCGGCUGUGCCCCCGCUGCUCGACCAGGACAUGCGCAGUCUGCCGCCCGUGCACCCUCCGCACCAGACGCCACACCCUGUGCCGCCGCCGCAGCACCACGCGGCAGAACCGCCGUUCCCGCGCGACCCGCGUCUGGCGAACUCCCAGCCGUUCAAUGCUGACCCAAGAGUGCGGCCCAACGACCCACGCACGCAGCCGAAACCGCCGCCGCAACCGCAAUUGCCGCCGGGCAUGCCGAGCGCGGCACAAGCGCGAAACAUUCAAGGCAUACCAUCAGGUGCUUCAGAUCAAGAAAAGGCCGCGUUGAUUAUGCAAGUGUUGCAGCUAUCAGAUGAACAAAUAGCAUUACUGCCUCCAGAGCAGCGCGCUAGCAUUUUGAUGCUGAAGGAACAAAUCGCAAAGAGUACUCAACAACGUUGAAAUAAAAAUGUUAUUGCAAUACAAUUACUACAAAUAAAUUCCAAUUUAUUGCA
Molecule: messenger RNA, 1391 nt
Organism: Manduca sexta (tobacco hornworm)
Lineage: Eukaryota; Metazoa; Arthropoda; Insecta; Lepidoptera; Sphingidae
Product: cleavage stimulation factor subunit 2
Biological process (GO): mRNA 3'-end processing
Cellular component (GO): mRNA cleavage and polyadenylation specificity factor complex
Molecular function (GO): mRNA binding
Source: RefSeq, a predicted model, not a curated record